Aureobasidium namibiae CBS 147.97 is the source of this 246-nucleotide messenger RNA. RefSeq lists its product as uncharacterized. Lineage: Eukaryota; Fungi; Ascomycota; Dothideomycetes; Dothideales; Saccotheciaceae. Gene Ontology annotation, molecular function: DNA-binding transcription factor activity, RNA polymerase II-specific; RNA polymerase II cis-regulatory region sequence-specific DNA binding. The transcript has a single exon. Gene Ontology annotation, cellular component: nucleus. Gene Ontology annotation, biological process: regulation of transcription by RNA polymerase II. The annotation marks the transcript as partial. The record is from RefSeq and is a predicted model, not a curated record.
UGUCUCUUCGAUGGAUGCAACAAGAAGUUCGGCCGCAAGGAGAACAUCCGUGCCCACGUCCAAACCCAUCUUGGCGAUCGCCAAUUUAAGUGCAAUCACUGCGGCAAGUGCUUCGUCAGACAACACGACCUGAAGCGUCAUGCAAAAAUCCACAGUGGUGACAAGCCUCACAAGUGCCCCUGCGGCAACGGCUUUGCCAGACAAGAUGCUCUCACGCGCCAUCGCCAACGUGGAGUUUGCGAUGGU